AUGACUGAAGAGAAUGAUGUGACCAAAGCAACUUGUACAGAAGAUUGUGUCUACACAAGAUAUGAAUAUGAAAGGUAAAUACAUUGAAUACACACUAUUAAUGCUACUAUAUAUUAUUAUUAUUGCCUAUUUUUAGCAGUAUGGCUGCUGUUGUGUUCUUCAAGAAAGAAUCCAAACUUCCUCCACAAACAUCCUAAAACAACUUAAAAUUAAAUAGAACAGAAAUCAAACUUAUAUCCUUUUGACAGCAGAAAUUUCUUGAGGAUCAUGUUUGGAACAUUUCUGGAAUUACCCAUUGGUUUCAGCACAUAUAGAUUUUCUUUAUGUACAUAUAGUUUAAUUAAAUUAUAUAUAUUAUAUAUCUCUUCAAUUUAAUGCCAUAUUAAAAUGAAGUAAACAAGGAUAUGAUUAUGAACUGCUUUGUGUUAUAUUAUAUGAAGUAUUGAAUAAUUCAAACAUGGUGGAGAACUGAAGAGUCAGUGAACUAUAUGUUUUGUAUCACUUUUUUUUAAAGUUUCUAAUACCUUUUAUUUAUGCUGCAGUAUAUUUAUACAUAAAAAGAAAAGUAUUAUUUCUGCUUCGACUAUUUUAAAGGUAUAUAUACCCAUUUGGUUUAUAUAGUAUUUAUAUAAUAUUGUUAUUGACAUUAUUUAGUUUAUACUGUUAUUUUUUAGGUUGCAACACUUGAAAAAAUAGCUAAGUCCUGCAGUUUUGGGAAGAGAGUGAGAUUGAAGAUGACGCAGAACAGAUAUUCUCUGGGAGAAUAGCACAGAAGAUAAAAUUUAUCCUCGAAAGUAUUGACAUGUGCCAUGAUGCAACUGGUGAUGAGGAAUCUGAAGCACUCAUGCAAAUGAUCAAGAAAGUGAUGACCUGUUGCCAAGAAUUGUUGUUGACAUUAGCAGAGCUAAAGCUUCCAAUUGUCCGACCAAGAUGGUGCGACUUGACCGAUGCUGGACCAGGAGUCUCCAAUUUCAAGGUAAAGUUCCGAGAUGCUGAGUUAUACCGUAUAUUCAAUUCCGACCACCGAAUUUGUGUUCAUCGUUCAAGAGGGGACAGUGGACAGAAUGAAGCGGAAAGAACAAACUCUGCAAUUGGUGAUGCAGUGGUUGAUGCGGUGCAACUAUAA
Molecule: messenger RNA, 1126 nt
Organism: Paramuricea clavata
Lineage: Eukaryota; Metazoa; Cnidaria; Anthozoa; Malacalcyonacea; Plexauridae
Source: the annotation of a GenBank genome assembly